AUGAGUUUCGAUUAUAAUAAAACAAAAUGUAAAUAUAUUAAUUUUGAUGGUUAGAUGAUCCAAUGAGAGCCUUAAUUGAAUAAUUUAUAAAUUUUGACUAAGAAUUGAAGACUAUUUAUAAUCAAAUUGAUAAAUCUUAACCAUCUUAGAAAAUGAUAGAUGGUUUCUAUAGAGGAGAGACCGAAAAAUAAAUUCGUAAAGGAAAAGGUGAAUGGAUAUCUGAAGAUGGUAAUCAUUAUAAAAUAGGAAUUUGGUAAAAUAAUUGUUUACAAGGAAAAGGUUUAGUAUUAUAUUGUAUUUAUGAAUAACAAAAAGUAAGUUAUUAUGAAGGUUAUUAUGGUACUUUUGAUAAAGGUAAACCAGAUGGUUAAGGUACAUUGAAAAAGUCAACAAAAUAAAUAUACGAAGGAAUAUGGAAGAAUGGUAAGAUGAAUGGAAAAGGAUCUAUUUAUAUUGAAAACUCUUAUUAUUGCAAAGCUACAUUUGAGAAUAAUUAGUUUCAAGGGUAUGGUGAAAUAGAAUCUAAGGAUGCUAAUAAUUAUUGGAAAAUGAUAGGAAAUUUUAUAGAUAAAAAUAAUUUUAAUGGAGAAAUAUUCUACAAAGAAGGUAGAUAUAAAGGACCUGCUAUUUACCAUUAGAAUUCAUGGUAAAUGCAUGGUAAUGGAACAUUUAUAUGGUAAGAUGGUUCAUAUUAUAAUGGGAAAUUUAGUUAUAAUUAAAGACAUGGAUUUGCAGUGAGUAAAUAUGGAAAAGAAGGUCAAGAGGAAAUGUUUUGGAAAGAUGAUAAGAAAUAUUAACCAGUUAAACACAAUUGAAUAUUCUAAUUAUAUAUUU
Molecule: messenger RNA, 834 nt
Organism: Paramecium sonneborni
Lineage: Eukaryota; Ciliophora; Oligohymenophorea; Peniculida; Parameciidae
Source: the annotation of a GenBank genome assembly